UGCUUCUUCUGCUGCUGCAGACGGUGCUCAUGAAGAGGAAGUGUCAGGAACACCUGGAGAAAUUAAUGGACACCACUAAUGAGCUUCAGAAGAAGAGCGCAGCCAUCGAAGAGCUGGAGAACAAACACUCUUCCAGUGAAGGAGUAUGACAAGAUGUCGUCCCAGAAAGACCAGGAGGAGAAACUCAUCGUAUCUGCUUGGUACAACAUGGGGAUGGCUCGGCAGAAGAAGGCGGCUGAGGAGCGUCUGGCCAGCACAGGUUCGGCUCAGUCCUUCCUGGCGCGUCAGAGACAGGCCACCAGCUCCCGCCGGUCGUAUCCAGGCCAUGUGCAGCCCACUGCAGCCAGGUAG
This is a messenger RNA of Carassius carassius (crucian carp), 351 nucleotides long. RefSeq names its product protein Hook homolog 3-like. The transcript has 4 exons. Gene Ontology annotation, biological process: cytoplasmic microtubule organization. NCBI's taxonomy places the organism in Eukaryota, Metazoa, Chordata, Actinopteri, Cypriniformes, Cyprinidae. Gene Ontology annotation, molecular function: microtubule binding. The record is from RefSeq and is a predicted model, not a curated record. The coding region runs from base 79 to 351 and encodes 90 amino acids.